AUGGCGGCGGCGGCGGCGGCCGUGGUGUUCGACGCGGAGGUGCUGAGCCGGGAGGAGCGCAUCCCGGCGCAGUUCGUGUGGUCCGCCCAGGAGCGGGCGCCGGCGGACGGAGGAGAUCGCCAUCCCCGUGGUCGACCUGGGCGGGUGGUGAACCACGGCGUGCGCGCCGCGCUGCUCGCCGACGCCUACCGCUGCCUCGACGCCUUCUACCUGCGCCCGCUCGCCGACAAGCAGCGCGCGCAGUGCCGCCCCGGCGAGUCCCACGGCUACGCCAGCAGCUUCACGGGACGCUUCCGCUGCUGCCUGCCGUGGAAGGAGACGCUCUCCUUCAACUGCCCCGCCGCCGCCGCCGGGAACGAGCGCGCCGGCGCCGUCGUCGACUACUUCGUCGACGUCCUCGGCGAGGACUACCGCCACAUGGGGGAGGUGUACCAGGGGUACUGCGACGAGAUGGCGCGGCUGGCGCUGGACGUGACGGAGGUGCUGGCGGCGGCGCUAGGGCUGCGCCGCGGCGCGCUGCGCGGCGUCUUCGCGGGCGGCGACUCCAUCAUGAGGCUGAACCACUACCCGGCGUGCCGGCAGCCGCACCUGACGCUGGGGACGGGCCCGCACCGGGACCCGACGUCACUCACGCUGCUGCACCAGGACGACGUGGGCGGCCUACAGGUGCGCGACGGCGACGGGGCGUGGCGCGCCGUGCGGCCCCGCGCGGACGCGUUCGUGGUCAACAUCGGAGACACCUUCGCCGCGCUCACCGACGGGCGCCACGCCAGCAGCCUCCACCGCGCCGUGGUGAGCGGUGACCGCGCACGCAGGUCGCUCGCCUUCUUCCUCAACCCGCCGCUGGACCGCGUCGUCCGCCCGCCGGACGCGCUCCUUCUCCAGCUGGAGAAGGGCCGCCGCCCGCGCGCGUUCCCGGACUUCACGUGGCGCGAGUUCCUCGAGUUCACGCAGAAGCACUACCGGUCGGACGCGAGCACCAUGGACGCCUUCGUGUCGUGGAUCGCCGCGGGAGGUCGCGCCGGCGAUGGCCAUGGCGGACAGGAGGGCAAGUGA
Miscanthus lutarioriparius is the source of this 1056-nucleotide messenger RNA. The record is from the annotation of a GenBank genome assembly. Lineage: Eukaryota; Viridiplantae; Streptophyta; Magnoliopsida; Poales; Poaceae.